Staurois parvus is the source of this 392-nucleotide messenger RNA. Lineage: Eukaryota; Metazoa; Chordata; Amphibia; Anura; Ranidae. The record is from the annotation of a GenBank genome assembly.
AGUGGGCAGUAUGUACAGGAGAGGAGUGUGGAGGGUGUGACAGUGGUAGUAUGUACAGGAGAGGAGUGUGGAGGGUGUGACAGUGGGCAGUAUGUACAGGAGAGGAGUGUGGAGGGUGUGACAGUGGGCAGUAUGUACAGGAGAGGAGAGUGGUGGGUAAGACAAUGGGCAGUACGUACAGGAGAGAAGUGUGAAGGGUGUGACAAUGGGCAGUACGUACAGGAGAGAAGUGUGGAGGGUAUGACAGUGGUAGUAUGUACAGGAGAGGAGUGUGGAGGGUAAGACAGUAGGCAGUACGUACAGGAGAGGAGUGUGGACCAAAUGAUGAUGGGCAGUACGUUCAUGGGCGGUAUGGGGGCAUGGACAGUGUGGGGGUAUGGGCAGAAAGGAAU